Messenger RNA from Penicillium alfredii, 408 nucleotides. RefSeq lists its product as uncharacterized. The record is from RefSeq and is a predicted model, not a curated record. The transcript has a single exon. The coding region runs from base 1 to 408 and encodes 135 amino acids. Lineage: Eukaryota; Fungi; Ascomycota; Eurotiomycetes; Eurotiales; Aspergillaceae.
AUGCCUAUAUCUAUUGCUACACGCGCCUUGGUUAUUGGCUUCAAAGCAACAGGCAAAACGACCAGAGAAAUCGAAGAUCUUACUAAGCUUCCUAAGCGUACGAUCAACGAUAUCUACGCCCGCGCUAUCCAACGUGGUUUUGAUCCAAAUGAACGUCCUUUAAUCCUACCUGACGAUAUUCUCGCUGAUGCCCCUCGCUCUGGCCGCCGCCCUACGAAGCAAUCGACUGAAUCCCAAGAUAAGACCCUUGCGAAAGUGCGCUUUGAUCGUUACGGACGCGAAAAAACCUGUGCUGAUAUUGCUGGGGAGCUAAGUCAAGAAGGGAUCGAUAUCUCUACUAUUACCGUUUGGCGGAUCCUACGGAAAUUAGGUUUACGAAAGACAAACCAACGAGGAAACCUGGAUUGA